CCUCUUUCUCUCUCUCUCUUCAUCUCCCCUCUCUCUGCCUGUCAUUCUCUGUCCCUCUCUCUCUCUCUCUCUCUCUCUCUCUCUCUCUCUCUCUGCCUCUGUCAUUCUCCAUCUCCCCCUCUCUCUCUGUCUCCCCCUUCCUCUCUCCUUCUCCAUCCCUCUCUCUCUCUCUCCAUUUCCAUCCCUCUCUCCCUCCGUCUCCCAUCUCUCUCUGUUCCCCUGCACCUAUCUUCUUUCCUCUUCACCCCUUCUCUCUAUCUCUCCCUCCCUCUGUCUCGCCCUCACUCUCAUUUUCCUUAGCAUAAUUCCUCGUCUAUCCUACCCUCAUGUUAAAGCUGCUUGUUUUUAUUUGUCUGCCCUUUUUAAUCCUCCAAUGCCUUUCUCUGGCACCCACUGCUUCUCCCUCCCACCCUCUCCUCAUCACCCUUUGUCUCAACCUUUCACCAACUCUCCAUUUCCCUGUCACCCUCUGCCUCAUCCCCGUCAUCCUCUGCCUCAUCUUCGUCACCCUGUACCUCACCCUGGGGUGGAGGAGGGGGGCCCAAAGCAUAUCCUUGCACCUGGGCCCACCACUCACAAGUUCCACCACUGGUGCUGCCGGCUGGUGGUACAGUUCUUCUGCUCCUCUCCGCGCUGACAUAUGCCCGCCCCACACCACAAGAAACGACUCUGCAUAUGGGAGUCCUAAGGGGAUGAUUGUGUUGUGCUAUGUGAGGGCCUGGGACUACACUGCAGAGCAGACUGCGCGCGGCUACCCUGCUACUGUUCCCUGUCUGAGUGGAUCACAGUCUCCUUCUUCUGCAGCCUGCAAUAUAUAGUCGCCUUGGAUUGGGGUAGAAUUUCUUCUUCACCGGGACUCCUUCUCCUGCAGCCAUAAAGGAAUUGGUUACAGAAGAGAACAACGCUUAGGACUGACUAAGUCAAUCAAGUGAAAUAUGAAUAAUUCACAGAAAAGAAGCAACCCUAGAAAGAAUACAGGUAGUCACAGCAGCCACAGCCAAGGACAAAGUGGAGGCCACAGCAAGCAUAAUCCUAGAGGCAGCAAUGCCGCCAAAAAAACACAGGGUAGUCACAGCCAAGGACAAAGUGGAGAUAACAUCAGGCAUAAUCCAUCCAGAGGCAGCAAUGACUCCAAAAAGGCACAAGGGUUUCAGAGUCCGCUGGUACCAACACAACACUUUUAUGGGUUUCAGAGUCCGCUGGUACCACCACAACACUUUUAUGGGUUUCAGAGUCCGCUGGUACCAACACAACACUUUUAUGGGUUUCAGAGUCCGCUGGUACCAACACAACACUUUUAUGGUAGUCACAACAGCCAAAGCCAAGGACUGAGUGGAGACCACAGCAAUAAUAAUCCGCAUGGAAGUAACAAGAGGGACAACCAAAGUGGUGAUCAGAAAAGGCAAAAUCCUUCUGGUAGCAAUGACUCCAAAAAGCCUCAUGGUGGUUACAGCCAAGGACAAAGUGGAGAACGCAGCAGGUAUAAUCCUUCCAGAGGCAGCAGUGACUUCAAAAAGACACAGGGUAGUCACAACACCCAAAGCCAAGAGCAGAGUGGAAACCAUAGCAGGAAUAAUCCUUCCAGAGGCAGCAAUGACUCAGAAAAGGCACAUGAGGAGAGUCCGCCACUCAGAAGACCGGCAUCCGACAGUCGACAUCCCGAAGGUGGUUACAGCCAAGGACAAAGUGGAGAACGCAGCAGGCAUAAUCCUUCCAGAGGCAGCAGUGACUUCAAAAAGGCACCGGGUAGUCACAACACCCAAAGCCAAGGGCAGAGUGGAAACCAUAGCAGGAAUAAUCCUUCCAGAGGCAGCUAUGACUCAGAAAAGGCACAUGGUAGUUACAACACCCAAAGCCAAGGGCAAAGUGGAAACCAUAGAAGGGAUACUCCUUCCAGAGGCAGCAAUGACUCAGAAAAGGCACAUGGCAGUUAUAAUCCUUCUAAAGCCAAAAAUGACUUCAAAAAGGCACAUGGGAGUCACAACAGCCACAGCCAAGGACAAAGUGGAGAACACAGCAAGCAUAAUCCUUCAAGAGACAGUACUGACUCCAAAAAGGCACAGGGCAGCCACAGUCAAGGACGAAGUGGAGCUCAGAGAAGCCAUAAUCCUUUCAGAGGCAGCACUUACUACAAAAGAGCACAGGGUUACUCAUUUGACGCAUUCAGUGCUUUUGGAAGCAAUCCUGCUGUCUUCACAAACUUCAGAACAAUUGGGCAUCAAAAUAAAAAUGAAAGAGCACCGUCUGAGAACAGAGCUGAAGCAUUGAGGAGCCGAAAGUUAAAUCAGACUUCAGACCAAUGCAAAAAAGCAUUUUCUAGGGGCCAGUCAGAACAUGGCAUACAGAAAAGAGACCAAGCUAAAAAAGUUUUGGAUCAAUUCAAAUUAAAAGAUGACAGACUUGGAAUGAAAGCACAAGUAAGAAGUCUGCAAAAUCUUUAUAAGUUUCCCAUGGGUCCCAAGAGAGAGGAGUCAUGUCAAAAAGAUUUUUUUAAAGAAACAGGUAAAAUCAACCAUGCCAGUUAUGAGAAGAAAAUUGACUCAAAUACAAUUUCCAAGCUUUCCGCACUGGAGCCAUCUGAAGUCAUUCUGAAACUCGUUGCCCCAGGAAGUGGCCUGAAGGAAUUUCUUAACAAAACUGCAGUAGAUUUUGAUGUAGUAGAGGGUUUCCUUAAAAUUUUGACUACAGUUAUUGGAUGCACAACAAGUCGUCAGAAUCUAACCUAUCUUCUAAGUCAAGUCCAAGAUUCUGUCUUCCUAAAUCAAGUUCUUCCUUUUCACAUUUUAGACUAUUCAAAAGUUUUAACAGAAGAACACAAAAACCUAUCAUUUUUUGACCUUACCAUUAUUUUAAUCACUGAACUGGCAAGUAUUUUCCCAUCCAGUUCCUUCAUUGAAGUAAAAAUAAUGUAUACCCUCCUUGAAAACACCUUUAAAGAACUGGAAAUGAGUGAGAAACUAGUACCUGCAGAAGUGGAAAAAAAAUUGAUUGUUCUCCAAAACUUUCUCCAACACUUACAAGAGAAAAAAACGGAAGGCACUUUGAGAUCAGAUAAUUAUGUCUACAUUGUAGGAAAUAGGGAAAACAUGGAAGAGGACUUUAGAAGUCUAUCAAUUUAUCCAACACACAAAGACAUCUAUUUGUCUGAAAAUCCUUCAAUGCGGCCAAAUAUUAUCGAUGGAUCUUAUACUGAUGUAAAAUCUUACCUAGACACCCAUUUCAGUCUACUGCGAGAAGAUUUUAUUCGUCCUUUAAGAGAUGGAAUUUCUGAACUUGUUGCACUAAAAAACAAGGAUCUCUGUGAAGCAAGAUUUGAUGAUAUCAGAAUCUAUUUCAAUGCACAGAUCUUAUAUCCAAUGUACACCAAUGCUGGAAUAGUCCACCAGGUCAAGUUUAAAACAACAAACUUAAAAAAUGUUUGCUGGGAAAUUUCACGCCGUCUGCUCUAUGGAUCCUUUGUCUGUCUUUCCAAAGACAACUUCAAGAAUAUGCUGUUUGCCACUGUAGCGGACAGAAGUGUUUCUGAUCUCAAGAAAGGAGUUAUAACCUUGAUGUUUACUGAAGAAAGUCGACAGGAGCUGGCACAGUAUACACUACAACAUGAUAUUUUUGUGAUGAUUGAAGCCACAACAUACUUUGAAGCAUUUCGCCAUGUUUUGGAAGGGUUGAAAGAAAUGGCGGAGAGUGAAAUACCUUUCCAGAACUACAUUGUUCAUUGUAACACAGCCGUAUCCCAACCUUUGUAUCUCUUAGAAAAUCGGGUGGGUUACACUUUGAAAGAGCUGAUCAAAACUGGAAGCUUUACUGAAGAAAAGUUAUGUAAUAUGGAAUACUCUGGCAACGUGUUUCAAAGGAAGAAAUUUGAUGUGCUUGAUUUCAGUAGUUGGCCAACUAAAGAGGAGCUUCAACUUGAUCGAUCCCAAUUCACAGCACUACAGAUUGCUCUAACAAGUGAACUUUCCAUUAUACAAGGUCCCCCAGGCACAGGUAAAACCUAUGUUGGACUGAAAAUUGUGCAUGCUCUCCUUGCUAACUCCAACCUCUGGAAUCACAGGCAAAGUCCAAUAUUGAUUGUUUGCUACACAAACCAUGCUCUUGAUCAGUUUCUGGAAGGAAUUCUUCAGCAAUUGACAUGCACCAUAGUAAGAGUGGGGUCAAGGAGCAGCAGUGAAAUUUUGCAAGAAUGUUCCCUAUCCAAGAUUCGGAGUCAGAAAAGUCUACAAAGUUUCCCUGGAUACAUGCGAGCUAUGCAUGCAGAGCUAUCAGAUGAAAAGGAAGAUAUUGAAGAAAUAUUAAACAAAAAAGCAGGACUUCUAGAAUAUGCUACUAAAACGAUUCUUCAUGAGGACAUUUUGGGAAAAUAUAUGCCUCCUCAUCAUCUAGAGUGCCUUAUGUCACAAAGGGAAUACCUGGAGAGUACAUCUCGAGUUUCAUGUAAGAUUGCAGAAUGGCUGGGAACUUCAAAAGCCUAUCAAAGUACAAGAAAAGACGUUGAUGCUUUUGAAUUUGAAACUGACGAGGUAGAAAGUGAUGUAGAUCCUUUUGAAAGUAAAAAUUGUGAGGAAGAAAACGAUGUUGAUCCUUUUGAAACUGAAAAUUAUGGGGAAGAAAACUAUGUUGAUCCUUAUGAAACUGAAAAUUAUGAGGAAGAAAACGAUGUUGAUCAUUUUGAAACUGAAAAUUAUGAGGAAGAAAGUGAUGUUGAUCCUUAUGAAACUGAAAAUUUUGAGGAAGAAAACGAUGUUGAUCCUUAUGAAACUGAAAAUUAUGAGGAAGAAAACGAUGUUGAUCAUUUUGAAACUGAAAAUUAUGAGGAAGAAAGUGAUGUUGAUCCUUAUGAAACUGAAAAUUUUGAGGAAGAAAACGAUGUUGAUCCUUAUGAAACUGAAAAUUAUGAGGAAGAAAACGAUGUUGAUCAUUUUGAAACUGAAAAUUAUGAGGAAGAAAGUGAUGUUGAUCCUUUUGAAACUGAAAAUUUUGAGGAAGAAAACGAUGUUGAUCCUUUUGAAACUGAAAAUUGUGAUGAAGAAGACAAUGUUGAUCCUUUUGAAACUGAAAAUUGGGAGGAAGAAAAUGAUGUAGAUCCUUUUGAAACUGAAAAUUGUGAGGAAGAAAGCAGUGGCCCACAUGGAGAUGACAACACCGUGGGGGAAGAAACAGAUGAUCCAUUUAUAAGAGUUUGCGAUGAAGCUGAGCUAGCAGAAGCUGAGCGCAUGAUUGAAGAAGAUUACUACAUUAAAGAGCAGAUCAGAUUGGCACGACAGCGAGCAGCCAGAAUGUUUGUGCCUGAAGAAUAUGACCGUGAAGAUCAAAACAGUUAUACAGAACUAGAUGAUGAGAAUGACUGGCAGAUUCCAAAGAAUAUGAAGAAAAAAAAAGAGAAAGAGGUCAAGUCAGAACUGGGGAAAGCCAAUAAUAUAACAGAAGAGCAUUGCAAAGUGAUCAACGAUCUUUGGCAGCUUCCCAUUCAGAAACGCUGGGAAGUCUACAGAUGUUGGAGGUCCAAAUAUCUGUCUGAUAUUCACAAGGAGAUAUUUAAACUGCAGAACCUAUACCAGAUAGUGAUAAACAGGAUGACUGAACUAAGAAACCAGGAGGACCUACUAAUAUUACAAAAGGCAGAUAUUAUUGGCAUGACCACUACCGGUGCAGCAAAAUUCAGAAGGAUACUCCAAAAUGUUCAACCCAAAAUUGUGAUCGUGGAGGAAGCUGCUGAAGUUUUAGAGGCUCACAUUAUUACUACACUCAGCUCCAGCUGUCAGCACCUUAUAUUGAUUGGAGACCAUCAGCAGCUCCGCCCAAGCACAACCGUAUAUGAACUUGCAAAAAACUUUAACUUAGAAGUAUCGAUGUUUGAAAGACUAAUCAGGAUGAACAUCCCCUACGUACGAUUGGACUACCAGCAUCGAAUGAGGCCUGAAAUUGCACGGCUGCUAACACCACACAUAUAUGAAAAGCUGGAGAACCAUGAGUCCGUAUUACAUUUUGACAACAUUAAGGGUGUUUGUCACAACCUCUUCUUUGUGGACCACAAUUAUCCUGAGGAGCACUUCAAAGAAGGGAAAAGUCACCAGAAUGCCCAUGAGGCUGCUUUUGUGAAAUCACUUUGCCUGUAUUUCAUACAUCAAGGCUACUCUCCAUCAGACAUCACUAUACUCACUACUUAUUCUGGACAACUUCACUGUUUACAGAAAAUGAUGCCUAAAUCCCAAUUUGAGGGUGUCAGAGUAUGUGUGGUGGACAGAUUUCAAGGAGAGGAAAAUGAAAUUAUAAUCCUAUCAUUAGUAAGGAGCAAUCUAGAUGGUAAUGUUGGCUUUCUUAAAAUACCAAACCGGGUAUGUGUUGCCUUGUCAAGAGCAAAGAAAGGCUUAUUUUGUAUAGGGAACAUGCAGAUCCUCUCCAAAGUUCCCCUCUGGAGUAAAAUCAAUGAAGUGUUAAGAGAAAAUGAACAAAUUGGUAAAGAACUGAUGCUCCAAUGUGUCAAUCAUCCCAACACCACAAAUUUUGUAUCCAAAUCUGAAGACUUUCAUAAGGUUCCUGAAGGUGGAUGCAUGGUUCCUUGUCAAUACAGAUUAGACUGUGGGCACGCCUGUACACUUUCCUGUCACCCGUACGAUCAGGAGCAUAAAGCCUUUAAAUGCAGAAAGCCUUGUGCUAUCACCUGUGAAAAUGGUCACAAGUGUAGGAAAAUUUGUAGUGACCCUUGCGGGAAAUGUCAAGAGCUUGUGUCAAAAAUGAUCCCUUCAUGUAGGCACAUUCAGAGUGUUCCAUGUUCAAUGUCUCCAGACGUUUUCACAUGCAAAGAUCCAUGCACACGUAGCUUGGAAUGUGGUCACAAAUGUGUCCGAUUUUGUGGUCAAUUCUGUAAGAAUUGUCCUGAAGAGUUAAAAGUUACUUUGGAAUGUGGACACACAAUUAAAACAUUGUGCCACGUAAAGACAGAAGCCGACAAGAAUGGGACCAAAUUAAAAUGUGAUGUGAAAUGUGAAGAAAAACUGAAGUGUGGACACAACUGUCCUGGAAGCUGCAGCAGCUGCCUUAGACAAGGCAUUCACAUGACCUGUGCAAAACUGUGCGGUAUUAUGCUCUUCUGCUCUCAUGCUUGUGGAGAAAAGUGCUCAUCUGACUGCUUUUGUAUGCGCUCUUGUGAAAAGAAAUGUUUUCAUGGUAAAUGUCCUAUGAAAUGCAGUGAGCCAUGUACACGGUGUACAAAGCUGUGUGGAUGGGGAUGCAUGCAUAAGAGGUGUACAAAGCUGUGUUGGGAACCUUGUGACAGAGAAGCCUGUGAUAAACCCUGCAGGAAGACGCUGAAGUGUGGACACUCAUGCAUCGGCCUGUGUGGUGAGCCCUGCCCCAAGAAAUGCAGAGUUUGUGAUGCUGAUGAAGUAAAUGAAUUAUUCUUUGGCACAGAAGCAGAUUCCGAUGCACGUUUUGUCCAACUUAUGAAUUGUCCUCAUUUUUUUGAAGUGACAAAAUUCUCUGAAUGGAUUAAUCAAAAGGAAGAAGAUCAGGUUAUUAAACUUAAGUCCUGUCCCAAAUGUUCAAAACCCAUUAAGCAAACCUUACGAUAUGGCAGUUUGGUCAAGGAAACACAUUCUGAUUUGGAGAAUGUGAAAGAGCUCAUCGUAUACAAAUGGCUAAAUCAACUGGAAAUGUUUUUGAGUGAAAAUGAUGCUGAAUUAAGACACUUUCCAGAGGCUAAUAGCACAGUGCAGGAGUUGCAAGAUAGUGGCUUCACCCUUUGUUCAAUGAUAUUGGUGUGUGAAAAAAUUAAAUUCUGGCAAAAGCUUGGCACAAUUAUAAACAGAGCAGAGCAGAGUCCUGAUAGUCUAGCCAAGGUACUUUCUGAUAUUCAUACUCUUGCUAGUUCCAUUCAGAAAGCUAAAAGUAAAUAUGUCAUUUUGGAGAAGAACUAUGAAUUAUUCAUCUUGGCUUUAGAGACAGAGGUGUCAUUUCUGAAAACAGAAAAGCCAUUUAUGCUCCGUCAUAUCAGAAAUUUGAUUGCACAAAUGAAAACAAAACAGCACACCAAAAGCUUGAUUGAAGUACAAGCUCAGUUAAAAAAGUUUCCAGUACAAAUGGAUCUUAUUAAUAUAAUAGAGGAAAACAAAGUUUUGCUGAACACAGAGCUCCUGAGGCAAGAUUUCUGGCACAAGUGUCCUGCAGGGCACAUCUAUCCUACCAACCAAGAUGAAGACAAUACACUGUACUGCCCGCGUUGCAGUUUUGAUGAUGAAGAUUAGCAGUUAUUAAAACUCACGUUACAGUACCAACAUUCUCAUGCUGGUUUUGCAGUAUUGAGAAUUCAAAAAAUCUGUUAUUUUCUAGAUAUAUAAAAAGUCCUGCAUUCUGAACUUAUUUGGGAAACUUCCAUUGAGAUUCUUUAAUGUGGUAGAAACUUUAAGAUUGAUAGCUACAACAUAAUGUAACUGGUUUGAAAUGAGUCAUAUUCAAAAGAACCUUUGUAUACUACUAAUGUUCUUUGACCUUUAGGCAGAACCUCAGCAAUCCUGUUUAAUGCAUAACAAAUUGAAAAACCCUAACAAUUGUCCUAGUGAAAGUCAUGGAUGACUUUAUGCAUUAGUCUGAACAUCUGGCAUUACAAAGACCAUUAUCAACAUGCUUCCUAUACACAAUAUAUUUGUAUUAGGUUAAAAAAGGCACAUCUAGGGGGCGUGGCCUGACAAACAAGAAGACAGGACGUGCCUCACCUGAGCUCCUGCAGCCUUGAUAUAAAACGGACACUUUCUGGGGGUUCCGCAUCCCGAUUCUCUCGACAAGUGCAUGUUAUAGCCCACCCUACCCUUGGGCUCUCUCCUGUUGACUCUGGCAUCACCUCCUCAGGCUAGGGCCUAUCACAGGUACAACACUGCGGCCUCAAUUAAGGGAUUCCCCUGACCACGUGUCUGCUUAUUACCACUGCCGGCGGGCCGUGCCUGCACAUCCAGCUCCUCUCCAGGCUGACGCCACUCCCUGCUGCCUCCCAGCUCCCUAUAAAAGGCACAGAUAGGGGCUUUCUGAGGCCAGAGACCGUAACUCCAGACUCACGAUCAUACCCGCCCGCCAUCCUGGUUUUCCAUAUGAGGAAGUGCUGCUGCUGGUCUGCAUAAGUGUGACCUGCAUUUCCUUGCAAUACGUAUGCCAAUCUCUGAUAUUUGAGUAGGUUAGGCAUAUUUAUUUGUAUCCUAAAGCUGGGUCAAGCUCCUUAAGAACUGCUUAGUGAGGUCUCCCUACUGUGCUGGACUGCCGCUGUAAUCUCAAUACUAUUACUACGCUACUGUUGUGGAACUCUCAACUCAUAGGGUCCAUGAAAGAUGCCUUAAUAUUAUAGGGAUGCUAAUGUGACCUGUUCCUACAGUACUCCACCACACGUGUUCUAUAUACCUAUCUCUUAGAAUAUAUAUUUUGAACCAACACAGCUUUAUAUUUUAUGCAGAGACUCCAGUACUGAAGUGUGAUGAUUUCUGUUUUACUAUGUCUCCUAAAAAGCCUAAAGGAGCUCUAACUUUUCCUAGUCUGUUCCUAGUGGCUCUGGUGUGAGUGGAUCUUCCGGCUUGCUGUCGGUGUCUAGCACAAACCCUAACUCCAACAACCCUCUCACCAUCAAAACUUUGUGCUAAGUUUUACCGGUCUUCAAAACUGACCUCACAGCAAUCUGUGAGGUUAAGGUGGAGCUUUCCACUAGUGGAGACUAUACUGAUCACUUAGAACACAAAAUGGAGGAACUGGUGGCAUCUCAUAACGAUCUGAUUUCUACUCAUGACCACCAACAAUCUGAGCUGUAGGCAUUUAAAGACAAGAUGACUGUCUUGGAGGACCAUUCGCAGAGGAAUAAUAUUAAGCCUCUCUUGCUAAUUUUGGAUUAUGCUACAUCUCUGUUUCAUAAACUGUUGCCUGUCAAGACUAAAGACCUACUUAUCAACUGAUACGUCGUCUCCCUAGACCAAGAUCGGUUGCCACCUCUCUCCCCAGAGACACUCUCCUUCGUGUUCAUUUCUUCACAAUUAAAGAGCGCAUCCUUCAAGCCCCCAGAUCUUCUGGAGACUCUGAUGUCCUCUGUGGCCUGCAACUCUUCCCAGACUUCCCAGUGUUAACUAUCUCUAAACGGAGCUCGCUGGCUCCCAUUACGUCAGCUCUUCGUUCUUAAGAUAUUAAAUACAGAUGGGGAUUUCUGGUGAAAUUGAUCAUUACGCAUGAUGGAUCUUUCUUUGUCAUAUCCACUUUGGAGGUCGGAGUCAAGCUGCUGUCUGACUGGGACAUUUCAGUUAAUUUGCUGUCUUCAUCUUCAGCUAGACAACACCCUUCUCAACCCGAAUGGUCCACUGCCUGAAUCUCCAUUAUGAGCUACUCUGGAUUAUAUAUUUCUGGACUUUGCCGUAUUUAGUGCAAUCCUUUAAUCAUUUUCCUGGAUAUACAAGCGUUUCCCUUAAUGAGUCGUGAGUUACUGUGUUGGUUCUUCAUUUUAAAUUUUUUUACACGGAAUUAUAUAUGUAUCUACUGCAAUGUUUCUUUAUUGUGUUAAUUUUAGAUAUACUGCAAUAAUGUUUAUUUACGACUUACUUAUAUAUGGGCUUGGGUGUUGGUGUCAGUGCUACAUAUCCCCUGUUAAUUCUAAUGCAUUCCUUUCCCCCUGCAGUAGUUAUGUAGACCCAGUAUACUGUGUUGUUUUGGUUCUUUUUCCUAUCCCUCUUUAUCGUAUCUCCUUCUUUUGCCUUUUUGUUUUUCCUUUCACCUUAAUACUUGGGUAGCUAUUUGAAAUAUGCAAUAUGAUCUCUGCCUUACUUACACUUAUGUGAGUUCAGGACUCAUAUUACAACUCAUAUUUUAGCUAAUGGACGGGAUUUUUUUCAUUGAAUGUCAAGGGAUUAAACUCCCCUCAUAAGCGUGGGCUGACCUAAUCCACUUUUCAUAAACAGAGACUGGUUAUCGUGGCCUUACAGGAAACACAUUUUCAGCUUUAAGCCCACCACUUAUGAAAGAUCAGAGAUAUCCUAUUAGUUAAUUUGCAAAUGGCCCUUUUAAAUGCAGUGGAGUGAUAAUUCUCCUCCAUAACUGUCUCAUUCCUAUUACACUCCCAGAUGUCAGAUAACAAUGGUUAUUAUCUUAUUAUCACUGGUCUCUUAGAAGAUAAGUUGGUUACUGUUGUCCCUUUAUAUGCUCCAAUUUCUAAACAGGUCCCCUUAAAGAACUGUAUGUUUAGCUAUACAAAGGAUUUGGCAAGGUUCUAUUAUUAUUAUUAUUAUUAUUAUUAUUAUUAUUAUUAUGGGUGAUUUUAAUUUGGUAUUAAACCCUAGACUAGAUCAAUUUAAUCAACCCUGCCAUCUCAUUAUUAAUUCUUCAGCAUUCCAUAUCCUAUUGGCAGAAUUUGAUCUAUACGACAUAUUCUCCGGUACACAACUCUUACUUUUAUAUAGAUCUCAUCCUCUAUCAUAAAUGGACAUUACAGCAUUCUUUGGUUGGUUGAUAUACUGCCUGUCUUGUGGUCAGAUCAUGCUCUGAUGUUGUGAACCUGGGACAUUCUCCAACAAUCUAUGACCCCUCACCCAUGGCAUUUGUCUCCUCAUCUCCUGUUAGACCCAACUGUGAAAAAAAUCUAUUCUAGACAGUAUCUAAUUCUAUAUGACUACUAACGAUUUCUCUUGAUUGUUGACCUUAUGACUUUUUGGUGUGCUUCUAAAACUGUUAUCAGAUGUUCUGCUAUUCAGGCAGGCUCUUAAGAUAAAAAGAAAGAAAUAAAAGCGCAUAUGAUACACAGACAACCUCUGCUGAUUGAUCUGUUCACUGCUCCCAAAAUUCAGGGUAUUAGCGACCCUGUGGGACCAAAAUAGAAAGAAAGAAUAGGGAGCGCAAACAGACAAACCGUAAUAUUUGGAAUAAUUAUAUUAAAAAUGUAUUAAAAUGACUCGUAAAAUUAAUACAGACUGAAUUAUUUAUGCAUUUGUAUAAGCACAUCUACCAUUUAUAAUAAACAAGUAACCAAACAAUAUUUACUGAUUAUAAAUAAAUAUAAAGGGUAUACAGUAAAUAGGAUCCUCGAGGUAGAUAUCAAUUAUAAAAAAGAAGAAGACCAUAUGGUAUAAAAGUCCUCUUGAUUUAAUAAAUGGUCCCUCAGAAAUGGUGGUACCAUUAAUGUUCAGGUGACCGUGAUAUUAUAAUUUCUGUAAUAAUGGACGAUGGUAUCAAGUGCACUUGAUCUUUAAACUAGAAAGUAUGGUUGGCAACAAAUAAAGUCUUCUUCUCACAAUUUAUAUGAAGAUAUAGUGAACCCAAUAAUUGAUGAACUCACGUGGAUCCCGAAAUGGAUGCGGUCAUCUGAAAACAGCGUUUAGGGCCGCGGCCAGUUGUUAAAAAGGCAGAAGGGCAACAAUGGAUAGAGGUACUUGUUGUUAUACCAAGAAGACAAAUUCACUGGGGACAGGGCAUGUAGACAAUUGAUACUGACCAGCCCGUGAAUAGCCUCGUCCAAUAUCUGCUCUGUGAGUGCCGCGGCUGACCGCUUCCUAAGCCACUGAGCAGGCGGCACUGGCGUAGUCCGUGAGCCCCUAUAUGAGGGAAAUAUGCUGCGGCUAGCCGUCUCCCGGACCGUUGGGCAAGUGGCACUGGUGUGGUCUGUGAUCCGCUCGAUGGAGAGGAUGUGCUGCGCCUAUCCAUUCCUGGGCCGCCGAGCAGGCGGCACUGGCGCGAUCCAUACCCGCUGAGUGGGUGAGAUGUGCUGCGGCUUAGCUGUUUCCUGGUCCGCCGGGCAAGUGGCACUAGAAUGGUCCAUAUGCCGCUGUAAAAGGUGAUGUGCUGAAGGACAACCUGAUAUUUGAUGCCGCGGCUUUCCGUGUAGCAGGGAAGCCUGUACAGGGCGGCUCGGAACAAAGCUGAUGGUGACAACUAAAGAUAGUGUAGUCUGUAUUGUCGGUUGAGAUAGGAGUUAUCUAAUUUGACAAUACAGACUGCACUAUCUUUAGUAGUCACCAUCAGCCCUAUUCCCUGUUCUUAAGUUUUCAGUUCCUUAUGAAGACUGAAUACAUGCCCUACUCCUCAGUUUCCUCUCCCGUUAUGAAGUGGAUGAUAUGGCAUGAAUACAUGAUGGAAGGGGAAGGUGCUCAAUUUAUAUCUCAUUCAUCUAAGUCUGACUCUCUUCAAUUUAGCUUAAAUUAAGCUGUUUCACCUUGACAUCCUUUACAUGUUUGAUAAUGGCUUGUUUUAUGUGAUAAUUCAGCUCAAAUUUUGGGUGUUUGCUCUGGGUAUAUUUUUAGUUAUUAUAUAAAGAAUUGUUAGAUACUGUACUGUAUGAUUUUACGACUGAUAUUUUUUCUUCCCUUGUUCCAUGUUUCUGUUUCCCAUCCCCAUACUUUUCUUUAUCCUGUACCCCCACCCUAGUAAAACUCUUUUUUCUUCAAUAAAAACUAUUGAUGAUAAAAAA
Molecule: messenger RNA, 13414 nt
Organism: Pseudophryne corroboree (corroboree frog)
Lineage: Eukaryota; Metazoa; Chordata; Amphibia; Anura; Myobatrachidae
Product: NFX1-type zinc finger-containing protein 1-like
Exons: 47
Coding region: 936-8243 (2435 amino acids)
Biological process (GO): regulatory ncRNA-mediated heterochromatin formation
Cellular component (GO): nuclear RNA-directed RNA polymerase complex
Molecular function (GO): helicase activity
Source: RefSeq, a predicted model, not a curated record